Messenger RNA from Gilbertella persicaria, 420 nucleotides. RefSeq names its product histone-fold-containing protein. The record is from RefSeq and is a predicted model, not a curated record. Gene Ontology annotation, biological process: positive regulation of transcription by RNA polymerase II; transcription by RNA polymerase II; negative regulation of transcription by RNA polymerase II. NCBI's taxonomy places the organism in Eukaryota, Fungi, Mucoromycota, Mucoromycetes, Mucorales, Choanephoraceae. Gene Ontology annotation, cellular component: negative cofactor 2 complex; nucleus. The transcript is spliced from 4 exons. The coding region runs from base 1 to 357 and encodes 118 amino acids. Gene Ontology annotation, molecular function: core promoter sequence-specific DNA binding; RNA polymerase II general transcription initiation factor activity; transcription corepressor activity.
AUGAAGAAAAAGUACAAGACGAAAUUCCCUGUUGCACGUAUAAAGAAAAUUAUGCAACUAGAUGAGGACGUUGGGAAAGUAGCUCAAGCAACACCUAUUUUAAUAUCUAAGGCAUUGGAGCUGUUUAUGCAGUCCUUAAUAGACCAGGCUUGUCAAGAGUCUCGUGAAAGAAGUGCAAAGCGUUUGACUGUAGCUCAUUUGAAAAAAACAAUCGAGACAGUAGACAAAUUUGAUUUUCUUAAAGAUAUUGUUUCGUCUAUCCCAGAUCCAUUGGAAUCCCAACAACAAUCGUCAGAUAAUGCAAAUAAACCAACUCGCUCCAAUAGAAAAUCAAAAGCUGCUGUCAAAGAAGAAUAGUUAUUCUAAUAAAAAGCUUCAUUGUAUAUAUAAACAUAAUUGCUUUGACUUGGGGUGGCAAGG